UUUCGUGGUGGGUUGCCUUUGCGUAGUAGGCUUGGCAAAUGGGGUGAUCGUCAAUUGAUGUGACAGUUGUCUUCCCUACCGCACCCGCUACUCCACUAUUCUACUAAAACCAUAGCCAUUCGCCCCAGCCGCUACCGUUCCUGCCCCCACACCCCCGCCGCUGAUGUUAGGGUUCUGUUCAAUCUUUCCUCCCAAAGCAAAUAGUCGGGUUGGGGGACGGGUUCUAUAUCACAGGAGGACCUCUCUCUUCUUUCCCGUCCUUGUUUUUCUCUCUCCUUUAUUUCAGAGAGCGGGGCGGAGUCGCAUGAUGAAAUAUGAUGAGGACUGAAGGUGUAGUAAAUGCGUUAUAGAACCCCACUAUUAAUAUUAUUACUGUUUUCCAGUUACGGAGGAGGAGGAGGAGGAGGAGGAGGAGAAGGAGGAGAGUUGUUGGAAAGUUGGAUUAGUAGCAGUUAUAGUAGUAGUACUACUAUAAUAUAUAUUUAUCAAAAAGAAGAAGAAAAAAUGCUGAGAAACGGUGGAGGAGGAGCCUCACAUCGAGGAGUAGUUACCAGCACCAGAUCUAAUCCUAACACUACCGCCGCGGACACCGACUUAUCUAAUAAACCUUUGAAAACAUCAUCAGCUCUGACAGAUGGCCGCUCCGGCGUCGCCUCGAAGAAGCGGUCGGAGAGUGUUUCCACUUUGGCACCCAGGAGCAAGGAGACUAAGCUCUCUGUCCAAUCUCCUCCAGAGCUCUCAGAUUCAGAAAGUGAGGAGACAGAUCUCAGCAGUUCAGAGGGAGACGAUUCAUCAUGGAUCUCUUGGUUUUGUGGGUUGAGAGGAAAUGAGCUCCUUUGCGAAGUUGACGAGGAGUAUAUUCAGGAUGAUUUUAAUUUGUGUGGACUUCAGGGACAGGUUCCCUAUUAUGAUUAUGCCCUGGAUAUGAUUUUAGACAACGAUUCAUUGAGUGGUGAGGUUGAUGGUGAGGAACAUGGUGAAAUUGAAUCUGCAGCUGAGUUGUUAUAUGGUCUUAUACAUGCACGUUAUAUUCUAACCAGCAAAGGAUUGAAUGCUAUGCAUGAGAAAUACAAGAGGGUGGACUUUGGAAGAUGCCCUCGUGUUAAUUGUGGGGGGCAACCAUGCUUGCCUGUGGGCACAUCAGACAUCCCUCAUGAUGACUCUGUGAAGAUUUACUGCCCCAAAUGUGAAGAUUUGUACUUCCCGAGGUGCAAAUAUCAGAGCAGUAUCCUUUUGAUAUAUUGUCCCUUCAGGAUCGAUAUGCUCUGGUUUCUACUACUGAUAUAAGUUCUUGGACUACUACUUCAUCUUCUGAUAAGUCGGUUGUCAAGUGUGAUUAUUGUGGCAAGGAGCGUCAUACUAGGAAGACUUGUUGCAAGCUUCAUGGAUGUCCUACCAAUUCUCACAGGCGUAGUCAGGGUCAUGGGAAGAACACCUAGGAGAAUCAAUCUGAGACUACAACUAAUUAUGAUAGCUCCACUACUACAAGUGCCUCAUUCUCUAUCGACAAAAUGGCUAUGCUUCGUCGUAUGUUUACUCAGAUGGGAUCCUCUAUGCUGCUGCUGCCUCUUCUCUACCAACAAUCACUGCCUCCCACUCAGCCCACUCAGGUACUAUAGUUUGUGGCCAGUGUAUCUGUAGCCUCCUAGUCCUAGAUAAUUGACUCUGGGGCUAUUGAUCACAUGACCUGUUUGCCCACCUUUUUUCUACCUAU
Messenger RNA from Macadamia integrifolia, 1714 nucleotides. RefSeq names its product casein kinase II subunit beta-3-like. Gene Ontology annotation, molecular function: protein kinase regulator activity. The transcript is spliced from 5 exons. Lineage: Eukaryota; Viridiplantae; Streptophyta; Magnoliopsida; Proteales; Proteaceae. Gene Ontology annotation, cellular component: protein kinase CK2 complex; cytoplasm. The record is from RefSeq and is a predicted model, not a curated record. Bases 340 to 1287 code for a protein of 315 amino acids.